Molecule: messenger RNA, 1488 nt
Organism: Macrosiphum euphorbiae (potato aphid)
Lineage: Eukaryota; Metazoa; Arthropoda; Insecta; Hemiptera; Aphididae
Source: the annotation of a GenBank genome assembly
AUGGAACGAAUAUGGAGGCUGCUACAAGCGGCUUCCUUUCUCGUACCGUUACUACAAAACGUGUUAUCAGAUAGCUCAGACGUGUUUGAAAAUGGAAAAUCAGACAAAGAGAUACUUGAUAAUUUGGUGAACCCAAAUAGAUAUGACAAAAGAUUAUUGCCACCAGUGGACGAUCAAGAUUUUUGUUGUGGGAUGAAAACACCUCAAGAUGUGAGAGUGAUACUUCCUUCGGCCAACAGACAUCCUAUCCGUAAAGGGCCUUUAUUAGUAAAUGUCAGUGUGCUAUUACUCAGCCUGGCCUCACCCGACGAGUCUAGUUUGAAAUACGAGGUUGAAUUUUUACUGCAACAACAAUGGUAUGACCCUCGUUUGCGGUACUCGAACCAAAGCAGGUAUGAUUUUCUAAAUGCUAUUCACCACCACGGGGAUAUUUGGGUCCCGGACACGUAUUUCAUCAUGCACGGCGAUUUCAAAGCAUCGCUAAUACCAGUACACUUUUCUCUGAGGAUCUACAGAAACGGCAGUGUCCAUUAUUUAAUGAGACGCCAUUUGAUCCUGUCUUGCCAGGGUAUAUUGAACAUAUUUCCGUUUGAUGAUCCUCAGUGCACGUUUUCAAUGGAAAGCAUAUCAUAUGAAAUGUCAGCUAUAAAAUAUGUGUGGAAAAAUGAUGAAAGCACUUUGAAGAAGUCACCAUCGUUAAAAACUUUAAAUGCAUACUUAGACCGAAAUCAUACAACUGAAUGCCCAUCAACUGGCAGUUGGAGAGGUAAUUAUAGCUGUCUUGAAGUGAAUUUGAUUUUUACCAGAGACAGAGCAUUCUAUUUUACUACGGUUUUCAUACCUGGUAUAAUAUUGGUGACUUCAUCAUUCAUCACGUUCUUUCUUGAAUGGAAUGCAGUGCCGGCAAGAGUAAUGAUAGGUGUAACUACAAUGUUGAAUUUUUUCACUACAUCGAACGGUUUCCGAAGUACUCUGCCAGUGGUAUCAAAUUUAACAGCCAUGAACGUUUGGGAUGGCGUGUGUAUGUGUUGUAUAUACGCCAGUUUAUUGGAGUUCGUGUUAGUAAACUACGUGGGACGAAAACGUUCAGACUGGCCGUUACCAAUUGUAUACCAGAAUAAAGAUCAAGACUACAAACAAAUAACGCAACGUUACUUAAAUCGACAAGAUGCAAAUCAGAUUAGUUAUGAAAGUUAUGUGGAUAACGAAAAAUAUUCAAUAUACAGUGACAAGACCCAAGGGGAAUGUUCCAGUUGUGGGCAAGGGGCGUGCACACAUUCGUUAUUACACAACACCUGCCCAUCAAAAACAGAAGAGCAAAACAUCAGAAGCAACGGCGGCAACAAACGUAAAAUGCCGCCACACCCGAUACGGAUCGCCAAGACCAUCGACGUUAUCGCUCGCAUCACAUUUCCUACGGCAUACGCAGUGUUUCUGAUAUUCUUCUUCAUUCAUUACACUAGUCAUCCAAGCCAUUGGUCCCAGUAG